Rhinocladiella mackenziei CBS 650.93 is the source of this 2475-nucleotide messenger RNA. RefSeq lists its product as uncharacterized. NCBI's taxonomy places the organism in Eukaryota, Fungi, Ascomycota, Eurotiomycetes, Chaetothyriales, Herpotrichiellaceae. The coding region runs from base 1 to 2475 and encodes 824 amino acids. Gene Ontology annotation, cellular component: cytoplasm. The record is from RefSeq and is a predicted model, not a curated record. The transcript has 2 exons.
AUGGACGCCGACACUCUUCAGAAUUUUGCUGCGCCCGUCCAACCCAUUCAGUUCCCUGCAUACGCCGCCGGCACCGCAGGAGCUGUUUCAGAUGCCGCUGCUGAAAAUGCAGGAUACGCUCCGGCUGACUCCACCGAAGCCAACAUUCAAGCCUUGGGCAGGAGCAUGCAGAAUGGAAAUUCAACUUCCCCAAGACAGACGCGCAGACAGAGCAGUGCAGUGAAGAGCGCCACCACCAGUCCAGCUCAAUCCACGCGUAGUCCACAGCAGACACGCGUGUCCGUCCAGACUCGAGCCUCUCAAAACGCUGCUUCGACACCCUCUCGACAGGCGAGCAUCACCACGGCACCAGCCGUUCCUCCUCAGGUUCAAGCGACUCCCGUGCAUCAGCGACCCGACAAUUUUCAAGAACAAGAAGAUAUGUCGCAGGCGACCCAAAACAAGAGUAAUCUGGUCUGGAAGAACUCUACAUCCUCUUUCCCGAAUGGAACUCCCACUCUCACUCGAUCCCAGUCAAGACAAUCGCAGGUCUACACCACGCCUCAAGGACUCAUCCACUCAGACCCAUGGGCGUCGCACCACCAUUCUGCUCCUCAGAACAAUAACCCCUCGGAUAAUGACCCUGAAACUGAUCCCGCCGUCGCUGCAAAUCCUUUUAGCGACACCUUUCCUUUGAUCCCAAACCCACCCGAUCUUGACGAAUGGCGUCACAAACUCUUCAACAUUACCGAGCCUCUCGUGCUGUCGGAGGAAGAGUUCUUGACAUACUUUCCACAUGUAGAUAACGUGUAUUCGCAUCGAUCUACCCAGAAAUACAAACGCAAGGCAUUUGUCAGUCACUACUGGGACUGCCGUCUCAAGGGUCGUCCGAGUGGAACGCCCAAGAGUGACGAUCCGAACAAGAAGAAGCGCAAGCGCCAGGCCCGUGAACGAGACCUUUGCGAUGUCAAAAUCAAAGUGACCGAAUACUUUAGCGACGAGGAGGCCCGGAAGCAGGGUUUGAAUCUCAUCGGAGCCGACAUGGGCGGCGCGAUGAACGGCACGGCUCGUAACAGUGUGGGGGGGAAUGACAUGUCCGUGGGAGAGAACAGUGAAUUGACCAUCGUCCUUGAGGAUGGAGUGAAUGGCAAUGGCGCCCCAAAUAGUGCCAUCGAUCCAAACUUCGGCCUGCUCGAACUCCCUCGCCGUCUGCCCAAGGACCACCCAGGCGCAGAUGGAAAGCGAUGGUUCACGAUCCAGCGUGUGCGAGGCAAUCCUGGUGGUGGGGCCGUCAAAGAGAAGAAAGAUGGAGAACGCGAGGAUGAAGACGAAUCAGUUCUUGAUCCCAAUCUGGAUCUCGAUCACAAACACACCCUGGAAGAGAGCGACCGAAUCAAGAAGAACAGCGUGCAGAGGUGGUUGUUGAAGGAAGAGAAAGAGAAGAAACGAUUGAGUAAACCCCCCACGACAAUGUCGACCGGAACAUCAACUACAAACACCGAAUCUAGCAGCCCGACCUUCCGUGCUAGUGGCCUCGCCUUCUUCACGGUACGAAGCCAUUCGGGCCCGGUGCCGUCCAAGAUUACCUUCUUCGCCAACAGUUUUUGCCCGUUCGCUCAACGCAUUUGGAUCGCGCUCGAGAUCAAAGGCGUGCCUUACCAAAUGGUUGAAGUCAUGCCCGCGCACCUGGACACGUACCGUCCACCCGAGAUGCUUGAGGUCAACCCUGACGGCCAUAUUCCUUGUAUCCGCCAUGGCAACUGGGGUGUCUGGGAAAGCGGUGUCAUCUUGGAAUAUCUCGAAGACCUAGCCAUGGGACACAGCUUGCUACCACUGGGAAAUCCACAGCUCAGAGCACAUUGUCGCUUGUGGACAGACCACAUUAACCGCAAGAUUCUACCGAACUUCUACAGUUUACUCUUUAUCCCGCCACCAGGUCCGCCGCAGCAACAAAAUCCCAUAGACGAGAUGCAUUUGGAUGGCCAAGCACAAGCCAAUGCAGCCACCGCUGCACAACACUCAAUGCUCAUCGCCACCUUGCAAAAGAACAUCACCUCGCUGGUUAACGCAUCACAUGCCACCGGUCCUUUUUUCCUGGGCAGUGAGAUUGGCUUUGUGGACGUCGUCUUUGCGCCGUGGAUCAUCCGCUUGUCGCGCGUGCUCAGCUAUUACCGCAACUUCCCACGUCCGGAGGUUGGUACGCGUUGGAGACAGUGGGUGGAUGCCAUUGAAGCUGAUGACCGCGUGAGACGUACCGUGUCGGAUGAGAAUUCCUACCACAGCGUUUAUCGUGGUGUCGGAGAGGACGGUUGGGACUCUCUCACGGCACGCGACGGCCACGGGCCCAGAAAAGCCAUUAUCGAAAUCCAGUAUGCUAAGCGUGUCGUUGCCCAGGAAGGUUUCGGACUUGGUGGCGACGUCUGGGGGAGACUGUCAGAGGACCAUGCUGUGCAAGAGAAGCAGAAUAUGGAGGGCUCAGCGCUGAUGGUAUCGUGA